Molecule: messenger RNA, 9157 nt
Organism: Camellia sinensis
Lineage: Eukaryota; Viridiplantae; Streptophyta; Magnoliopsida; Ericales; Theaceae
Source: RefSeq, a predicted model, not a curated record
AGACGACUUUCCCUUUUCUUAUGUUUUCUCACGUAUCAUCGGAUUUUGGAAACUUUAUUUUUAUAUAUACAGUAUUCAGAUCAUCUUAUACAUACAUACAGAGAAAGAGAGAUUUUAGUAGACAAGUGCUUGUACGGAGAGAGCUUCCUAGGUUCUUUUCCUUUUCCUUUUCACUUCCUUCCUUCCUUCAUAAAGAAAACCCAGUUCUUUCUCAUGCUAUCUUAAUACCCUUUAUCUCUCAUUGACAUUGUUUUGAGGUUUUAUACAAGGGUCUAAAGUGAAAUGGGGGUUUGAUAAGCAAUACAUUACCAAGUGGAAGAAAGGAGACAGAAAAGAGUGAGAAAUUGAUGAUGAGAGGGGUUCCUUAUGACUCAAGCUUCACUGAUUUGAUGUUUUCAUGGUCUCUUGAAGACAUCUUCAAUGAGAAUCUUUACAAGAACCAGGUGGAGAAGAUUCCAGAAUCAUUUCAGUCAGUCGAGCAUUAUUUUGGUUCAUUCGUUUUUCCCUUGUUAGAGGAAACACGGGCAGACUUGGCUUCAAGCAUGGAGAUCAUUCACGAAGCACCUUUUGCUGAAGUGAUCUCACUCGAUGCGUGCAAGCCGUAUGGAACUUUGAAUUAUGAUAUUAAGGUUGAUUACUGGAGAAACAGAUUUAGUGACCGUGGCAAAGAUCCUUACAAAACCUUGCCCGGAGAUGUUUUUAUAGUUUCAGAUGCAAAACCCGAAACUGUAUCUGAUUUACAACAGGGUGGAAGGACGUGGACUUUUGCAACAGUCACUAAUAUCACAGAGGAUGAGAUUGGAGGAGGUAAUAAUUCAUCUACUUUUUUUAAAGUCAAAGCAUUGAGAGACACUGAAGUCAAAGGUGGAAUGCGACAAUCACUCUUUGUGGUUUUUUUGAGAAAUAUAACUACAAACAAAAGAAUAUGGCGUGCGCUCUGCAAGUUUGGAAAUCUGAAGAUCAUCGAGGAAGUUCUUUGUGCUGAUUCUGAGGUUCAGGAGGAUUGCGAACUUUGUUGUGUCCAUAGUAGGUACCAAUUGACCGAAAGAUUUGGUACAAGUCUACUAUCUAUGCUGAAUGAAUCCCAAACAGAGGCAGUCUUGGCUGCUCUUCUUAGAAUGGAAUGUAAUCACAAGCCUACUGCAAAACUUAUAUGGGGCCCACCAGGGACGGGGAAAACUAAAACUGUCAGUGUUAUGCUUUUUGCUCUUUUGAGGAUGAAUUGCCGGACUCUUACUUGUUCUCCUACAAAUGUAGCUAUAAAUGAAGUGGCUUCGAGGGUGUUACAGUUGGUGAGGGAAUCUGCAAAGGAUGCUUUUUUUUGUUCUUUGGGAAAUAUUCUCUUGUUUGGGAAUAAGGAUCGGCUGAAAAUGGAUUCUGACAUUAAAGAUAUCUAUCUGGAUUAUCGUGUUGAAAUACUUGAGGAGUGUUUAGGACCAGUGUCUGGCUGGAGGCAUUGUUUUACUUCCAUGAUAGAUUUGCUUGAAGACUCUGUUUCUCAAUACCAUGUUUUUGUGGAAAAUCAAAAGAUCAUAGAAAAAGAACACAACAAUCAAGAGGAAGUCAAAAAGGAAGAAUUCAAAUCAUUUCUCGAGUUUGUGAGAGCUAGAUUUAAGUCUACUGAAUCAUUGCUGAGAAGAUGUAUGUUUAUAUUCGGUACUCAUUUACCAAGAAGUUACAUUUUGGAACAUAAUUUCCAGAAAAUGGUAACUCUCAUUGACUUGCUUGAUUAUUUGAAAAGUUUGUUGUUUCAAGAGAGUGUUGUUUCUGAUGAACUCGAGGAUAUUUUUUCACACCAAUAUCCAAUUGAAGAUUUUUCUGAAUCUUUUGUGAAUACACAAUCUCUGAUAUACACAAGGAGCAUGUGUCUUUCUGUUCUAAAAUCUCUUAAACGUUCUUUUGAAGACCUUGACCUGCCAAGUGUUGUGAUCGAAGGUUCAAUUAGGGACUUCUGUUUUCGAACGGCUUCCUUAAUUUUCUGCACUGCUUCUAGUUCAUAUAAGCUAUAUUCAGUGGGGAUGGAACCACUGAACUUGCUGGUUAUUGAUGAAGCUGCACAAUUGAAGGAGUCUGAAUCGACAAUACCCCUUCAACUUCCCGGUCUGAGACAUGCCAUUCUCGUUGGCGAUGAGUGCCAAUUACCAGCAACGGUUAUUAGCAAUGUUUCGAGUGAAGCUGGAUUUGGAAGAAGCUUGUUCGGAAGGUUGAGUUCAUUGGGUCAUUCGAAACACCUUCUAAACAUGCAGUACAGGAUGCAUCCAUCGAUAAGUUUCUUCCCAAAUUCAAAUUUCUAUUUCAACCAAAUCAUGGAUGCACCAUAUGUUAUGAAGAAAAGUUACGAAAGACACUAUCUUUCAGAGCCAAUGUUUGGUCCCUAUUCUUUCAUAAAUGUUGUUGGUGGUAAAGAAGAAUUUGAUGAUGUUGGGCGUAGCCGGAGAAAUUUGGUAGAGGUUGCUGUUGUUGUGAAGAUAGUGCAGAAAUUAUACAAAGCAUGGGAAGGCUACAAAAAGAAGCUUAGCAUUGGUGUGAUAUCUCCCUACGCUGCUCAAGUUGUGGCUAUCAAAGACAAAAUUGAAGAAAAAUAUGACAACCUCGAGGGAUUCACAGUGAAGGUGAAGUCAGUUGAUGGGUUUCAAGGUGGAGAGGCAGAUGUCAUAAUUAUUUCUACUGUAAGAUCAAAUAAAGGUGGAUUUGUUGGCUUCAUGUCCAGUUCCCAGAGAACUAAUGUUGCAUUGACAAGAGCUCGGCACUGUCUUUGGAUUUUGGGAAAUGAAAAGACACUAGCUAGUAGUGAAUCAGUUUGGGAAGUGAUAGUCCGUGAUGCUAGGGAUCGCCAAUGUUUCUUUGAUGCUGAUUUAGAUAAAGAUUUGGCCAAAGCAAUAAUAGAUGUCAAGAAAGAGCUUGAUCAAAUGGAUGAUUUGUUCAAUAAGGAUAGUAUACUUUUCAAAAGUGCAAGAUGGAAGGUUUUUUUCAGCGAAAACUUCAGAAAAUCAUUUGGAAAACUCACUUCAGUCCGUAUUAAAAAGUCAGUUAUGAACCUAUUACUGAAGCUUUCAAGUGGUUGGCGACCUAAAAAGAAGAAUGUGGACUCAGUCUGUGAGAGCUCUGCACAGAUCUGGAAAAAAUUUAUGGUUGAAGGGCUCUAUGUUGUUUGCACCAUUGACAUUGUAAAGGAUUCGAUUUACAAACAAGUUUUGAAGGUUUGGGAUAUAUUGCCCUUGGAAGAGAUCCCAAAAUUGGUUAAACGCCUUGAUGGCAUGUUUGCUAUGUACACCGAUGAUUAUAUCGAUCACUGUAAGCAGAAAUGCUUGGAAGGGUAUUUGGAAGUUCCAAAGAGUUGGGUGACAUCUUUUGACAUUGUCCGGUUCAAGAAUCUUAACAACCAUGUACAUGGGAAUGAGUCAAGUGGCGGUACAAUUGAUGGUAGGAGUUAUGUUGAGAAUUCAAAGGUUAAUGAGAGCCUGUUGUUGAUGAAAUUCUACUCCUUAUCGUCUGGUGUGGUGAGCCACUUACUUUCUGGCCGCGAUGGUAAAGAAUUGGACCUACCUUUUGAAGUAACAGACCAGGAAUCAGAGAUUAUCUUGUUCCCUAGAAGCACAUUUAUACUUGGACGGUCAGGAACCGGUAAAACCACAGUUUUGACAAUGAAAUUGUUUCGGAAGGAGCGACACCACCAUAUUGCUUCAAGAGGAAUUUGUGCAGAUGAGGCCAGUACUAGUACAGAUGUGAGCCAGAGGAACGAUGUUGGUGACUGCGUUGCAGAGAUUAAGGAUAGUGUCUUGCGCCAACUUUUUGUGACAGUCAGUCCGAAACUGUGUUAUGCUAUCAAACAACAUGUUUCUGGGCUGAAAAGGUUUGCUGAUGGUGGGAAUUUUUCUGGAGAAAACAGUUCAACCGAUAUGGAUGAUACAGCACAAUUUAUGGAUAUCCCAGAUUCUUUUCUUGACAUUGCUUCUAACAAAUACCCUCUUGUCAUCACAUUUCAUAAGUUCUUAAUGAUGCUUGAUGGAACAUUGGGCAAUUCAUACUUCGAAAGGUUCCUUGGUGGAAGCAGACUUUCUCAUUGUAGAACUAGUGGUUCAAGAUCAGUUGCUUUGGAAACUUUCUUAAGAACAAAGGAGGUUAACUAUGAGAGGUUCUGUUCAUUGUACUGGCCGCAUUUCAAUUCUGCGCUAACAAAGAAGCUCGAUCCUUCCAAAGUGUUUACUGAGAUAAUGUCUCAUAUAAAAGGUGGAUUGGGAGUGGGUGAGGCUUGUGAAGGUAGACUUAGUCAAGAGGAUUAUGUCCACCUGUCUGAGGGUCGGGUAUCUACUUUGAGUAAGCAGAAGAGAGAGAAAAUUUAUGAUAUCUUUCUGGAUUAUGAGAAAACAAAGAUGGAAAAGGGUGAAUAUGAUUUAGCUGAUUUAGUGAAUGAUCUUCAUCAUCGACUAAGAAAUGUAAUACUUGAGGGCGACAAAAUGGAUUUUGUGUAUAUUGAUGAAGUGCAAGAUCUUACAAUGAGACAAAUUUCUCUUUUCAAAUAUAUUUGCCGAAAUGUGAACGAGGGCUUUGUUUUUGCGGGUGACACAGCACAGACUAUUGCAAGGGGAAUUGAUUUUAGGUUCGAAGAUAUACGAUCUCUAUUCUACAAUGAGUUCAUGAUGGAAUCAAGAGGCGAUGCAUUUGUUGGAACAAAAGAGAAAGGACAUCUAUCAAAGAUUUUCGGCCUUCGCCAGAACUUUCGUACCCAUGAUGGUGUGCUUAGAUUAGCACAAAGUGUCAUUAACCUUCUUUACCGUUACUUUCGUCAUUCUAUUGAUGUUUUGGAACCCGAGACAAGUCUUAUAUACGGUGAAGCUCCGGUUCUUCUUGAGUCUGGAAAUGAUGAAAAUGCAAUUGUAACUAUUUUUGGAAAGAGUGGAAAUGUCAGUGGGGACAUAGUUGGCUUUGGCGCCGAGCAGGUCAUAUUAGUACGAGAUGAUUGUGCCAGGAAGGAAAUAUCUGACUAUGUUGGAAAGCAGGCACUUGUUUUGACUAUUGUGGAAUGUAAGGGCCUAGAGUUUCAGGAUGUGUUAUUGUACAACUUUUUGGGCUCGUCGCCUUUGAAAAGUCAAUGGAGAGUAAUAUAUGAAUUUAUGGAAGAACAAGAAAUGCUUGAUGGUACUUGCAGGUCCUAUCCGAAAUUUGAUGAGGUAAGACAUAAUGUCUUGUGUUCUGAAUUGAAGCAACUAUAUGUGGCAAUUACUCGUACGAGGCAAAGGUUGUGGAUUUGUGAGAAUACUGAGGAGCUCUCGAAGCCUAUGUUUGACUAUUGGAAGAAGUUGUGCCUUGUCCAAGUAAGGAAAUUGGACGAUUCACUUGCACAGGCAAUGCAAGUUGCAAGUAGCCCAGAAGAGUGGCAGAAACGGGGUAUCAAGCUCUAUCAUGAGAAUAACUAUGAGAUGGCAACGAUGUGCUUUGAAAGGGCUGGAGACACAAUGUGGGGAAAAAGGGCCAAGGCUUCGGGCCUUAAAGCAAAUGCAGAUCGUAUGCGUGGUUCGAAUCCUGAUGGGGCUUGCACGGUUCUUAGGGAAGCUGCUGAGUUAUUUGAUUCUAUUGGUAUGGCUAAGUCAGCUGCCGAAUGUUUUUGUGACUUGGGGGAGUAUGAAAGAGCAGGAAGAAUUUAUUUGGAAAAGUGUGGGGAAACUGAGCUGAACAAAGCUGGGGAAUGUUUCUCUCUGGCAGGUAGUUAUAAACUUGCAGCUGAAGUGUACGCCCGUGGAAAAUAUUUUUCAGAGUGCUUGUCUGUUUGCACCAAAGGAAAGUUUUUCGACAUGGGUUUACAAUACAUUCAAUGCUGGAAACAAGAUGCCCGUAGAGACAAUGGUAUGAUGGUCAAAAGAAAUGAAGAAAUCAACAAAAUUGAACGACAGUUCCUUGAGAGUUGCGCACUUAAUUACCAUGAACUGAAGGAUAAUAGAUCCAUGAUGAAAUUUGUGAGAGCUUUUCACUCAAUGGAUUCAGUUCGCAACUUCUUGAAGUCUUUGGAUUGCCUCGAUGAGCUUUUAGUGAUGGAAGAAGAAUCGGGAAAUUUUUUGGAGGCUGCGGAGGUUGCAGAGCUAAAAGGAGAUGUUCUAUGCGAGGCUGAUCUGAUUGGGAAGGCUGGACAUUUUAAAGAGGCGUCGAAGCUUAUUUUAUGGUAUGUAUUCUCCAAUUCUCUGUGGGCAUCCGGAAGCAGAGGUUGGCCACUAAAGUGCUUUUCACAAAAGGAGGAGAUUUUAGCUAAAGCCAAGUCGUUUGCAAAGAAAGAUUCAGACAUCUUCUAUGAGUUUGUUUGCACUGAGGCUAACAUUUUGUCAACUGAACAAUCUAACUUGUUCCAGUUGAGCCAGUAUUUGAAUGCUUCCCGUGGUAAUAAAAGCCUCAGAGGUGAAAUCUUAUCCAUAAGAAAAAUUCUGGAUAUUCAUCUGCAGCCAAGUACCUCGAAGUAUGAUUGGGAAUAUGAAUUAGUAGUGGAUUUGAUGAAGCAUUCACAAGAAAGCAUUUCACAUAACCAGGUGUCUGUUGUAACGCUGAUUUGCUUUUGGAAUCUUUGGAAAGAGAAGAUUGAGUUUAUCUUCAACUACCUAGCUUGUCUUGAAACUCAUGAUGUUGAUGAAUAUUAUAGCUAUGGAGACUUCUGUUUGAAUUACUUUGGUGUGCGGAAGAGACAGUUGAAUAAUGUUAAUACCAGUUUCCUUUUUCUGAAUGCUGAUGCUGAUUGGGUGAGAGAAAUUGAUGACAGAUUUCUUCGGAGAAAUGGAAAGUUGGUUUCUGCUGAUGUACGCCAUUUUGUUUCAGCCGCUCAGACUCAUUGGCACUCAGAAUUUCUUUCUGUUGGUAUGAAGGUGUUGGAAACUCUCAAGGCACUUCAUAAGUUUGCAAUUUCAAAUUCAAUGUCUGUUUUUUGCCGAAGCAUGCCUCUUGUUUAUAUCUUUGAGUUAACAAACUCUUUUUUGGGGUCCAAGUAUGUUUCAUACCGUGAAACUCAAACUUUGCAAAGUUUUCUCAACCUAUCUACUGCAUACUUAGAGAAUGUGUUUCCUUUAGAUUGGCGGGAAUCAUUAACAGAGAGUAUGAUUUCUCUAAGAGGGAGUGAGCUUUCCCGGAACGUUCUUGAGGAGGUUAUUCUUGUAAACAUCAACAUCAAGGGUGACCUAACCUAUGGCCAAAUUGGGAGGAUUUUAAUGAUAUGGCUUGGUUCAGGAAAGCCAACUGAUGAACUAUACAACAAGAUUGCAAAAAGGUUUGAUGAGAAUUCACCUUGGGCAGGAUUCAUUAAGGAGCUAAGUGGAAACAUAAAAUCAGAAAUUGCGCAGGAAUCUACAUCGGGCAAUUCCUGUGAGGCUCCAAGAGCGGUGUCUUUUGUAGACAAGUUCUACGAAGCUUUGGUAGAUACUUAUAAUGCCAACUGGAGACAAGCUGACUAUAUAUCGCCUAGUUGUUUCCUGUAUCUUAUAGAGCGACUUUUGAUAGUUGCAUCUGGCUUUCGGGGAUUCCUUUUCACCACCAAGUCUUCAUUUGUUGAAUGGUUUAUUUGUGAGCAAUCAAAUGCCGUCAGAACUGCUAAUUUAGUAACUGACAGUCGACUUUCUGUGAGCCGCAUUUUUGAUUUUGUGGCUUCCAUAAUCAAGGAUUUCUUGUACAACAGUCAAGUUACAGCAGAAUGGAUUAAAAAAUCUCAUAUCAAUUACAAUCGGUACUAUCCGCUGCUGUUGUUGAAACUGAUGGUUACAUUGUGCUUGCUUUGUGUGAACUUUGGAACUGGAAAGUAUCUUGAUCUACUUUUUAAUUUGACGGGGAGGAGUGAUAUUACUAAGCGUCUACCACCAGAAUUCUAUGAUGUUCUUAGGAGGAUGAGGAGACAUAAUCAUGUAAAAAUAGAUGUAAAUGUACUUGCAGAAGCGUGCAAGAAGAUUGGGAAUCCUCUUGUUAUAGUGUGCUUGGGAGAAAAUUGUUUGAAAUUUUCAUGUCCUGAUGCCAUUUUUGUUGACAUGAGAGUUUCCCCGAGAAGAGAGGACAUCAUGAGAUUGUUGUUUCCUAUUAACAACAAAGCUCCUCGAGGUCCAACUGUAGUGGUUAAAGUGGAUAGAGCUAAUCACAAUCAAGGGAAGACUUCUAAGGCUCCACCUUCAAACUUAGCUGCCAUGGCAGAUCAGAAGACGAACAGUCAGAAUAUAAAUGAAGGCGACAUGCAAAUGAAUUGUGAUCUCUUUGUGCAAAUAUCUGAUGCUUUAAUGUCAGUGGAGAACGUAGGAGAUGGAAGUGUUACAAAAUUUGUGUCUUAUGCCUCGAAGUUAAAGGUCAAGGUAGAGAAUGGUAUAAGCUUUGUAUCUGCUGCUAAGAAGACUUGGGAUGAUGAAGAUGGAAACCUUCUUGUUGAAGCAAACUGCAUGCUUGAUGAAUUGAAGCAGCUAUCUUCUGCACUGGAUAUGAGCGAAAGGGAACUAGAGGAAAACAUUUCAACAAUUGCGCAACUUUUGAGAAGGCUGCAUUUGAGAAGGCCGAGGCUGGAAACAUUCUUGAACCAGCUGUUUGUUCUUAACAAUACAAAUGCUGAUGAAAAGGAAGCCGAUCAUAGCAAGGUGGAGGAAAUUAGCGACAACGUCAAGGAGGCUAGCAACAAUGCUGAGGGAGAAGCUGGCAAUUCUGAUAAAGGGAAAGCGUUGCAGGUUACUGAUGAUGCUUCAGGAACUAAAAACAAUGGCACCAGUGGCGAUAGUGAAAGCAACAAGGGGAAGGGAAAUGGCAAGUCGAAGAAGGGAAAAAAAGGAAAUAACAAGUCAAAGAAGGGUAAAAAGGGGAAAUAGCAGCUCUGAAUUUCCAAUGGCUUGUCCUUUUUUUUCGUUUUUUAUUGUGUAAAUUGCUUUGCUUUUGUAAUCUUCUUGUCUCUUAUUUUCACUGCCCAAAUCAACUGAGAAUUUUGUUCAAUCAGGGGCUCUUAACAUCAGUGUCUAUAAAUCAGAAUUCUACAUAGAAUUUUGAUGGUGGUGACAUUUUCUCAAUUGGCCAAAUCAUUUGGUAACAAAUAUUUGAUGCCAAAUCAUGCGCUUCAUUCAUUUGAUAAAUUUUUUCAUAGCUACUAAAGUAUAAGAAGAGAUUGCUACAUUUGUGUAGUUACAUUUUUUUCUUUUUUAAUUUUGUACAAUGCAUGAUGUGA